AAAAAGAAAAAAGAAAAACCUCUCAAUUUUCUCUUCCUCCUUGAGCUUUUACCUCCUUCCUCUCCUCUCCUCUCACCCUCUAAUGCAACAAUGGGAAACUGCUGUUCUAACGGACGUAACUCAGGCGACAACGGAGGCACACGCGGCAUAACCGAUUCAAACGCUGGUCCAACUGCUGAAGCCUCCGUACCAACACAAUCCAAACACGCCCCUCCUUCUCCUCCUCCUGCAACCAAACAAGGCCCUAUAGGACCCGUCUUAGGCCGUCCCAUGGAAGAUGUAAAAUCCUCGUAUUCUUUAGGCAAAGAGCUAGGGAGAGGACAGUUUGGCGUCACGCAUCUCUGCACGCAGAAGGCGACAGGUCAGCAGUUUGCUUGCAAGACCAUUGCCAAAAGGAAGCUUGUGAACAAAGAAGACAUUGAGGAUGUAAGAAGGGAAGUGCAGAUAAUGCAUCACCUGACUGGUCAGCCGAACAUCGUGGAGCUUAAAGGAGCUUACGAGGAUAAGCACUCCGUGCAUUUGGUCAUGGAGCUUUGCGCAGGUGGAGAGUUGUUCGAUAGGAUUAUUGCUAAAGGACAUUACUCGGAGAGAGCAGCUGCUUCUUUGCUGAGAACCAUUGUUCAGAUAAUCCAUACUUGCCAUUCCAUGGGAGUUAUUCACAGAGAUUUAAAGCCUGAGAACUUUCUGUUGCUCAGCAAAGAUGAGAAAGCUCCUCUCAAAGCCACCGACUUUGGUCUGUCUGUAUUCUACAAGCCAGGAGAGGUGUUCAAGGAUAUUGUGGGUAGUGCUUAUUACAUAGCACCUGAGGUUUUGAAAAGGAAGUACGGACCAGAAGCUGAUAUUUGGAGUAUUGGUGUCAUGUUGUAUAUCCUCUUAUGUGGUGUCCCACCCUUUUGGGCUGGUAAAGUCAUUCCACUUUCUUCUCUUUGUGAUUACCUGAUGAUCACAGAAUCGGAGAAUGGAAUAUUCAACGCCAUCUUAAAGAGCCAUGUUGAUUUCUCAAGUGAUCCAUGGCCAUCUAUCUCACCUCAAGCGAAGGAUCUUGUUAAGAAGAUGCUCAACUCUGAUCCCAAGCAAAGACUAACUGCUGCUCAAGUUCUCAAUCAUCCAUGGAUCAAGGAGGAUGGAGAAGCACCAGACGUUCCUCUUGACAAUGCGGUGAUGUCCAGGCUCAAGCAAUUCAAAGCAAUGAAUAAUUUCAAGAAAGUUGCAUUACGGGUGAUAGCAGGCUGCUUAUCAGAGGAAGAGAUCAUGGGAUUAAAGGAGAUGUUUAAAGGUAUGGACACUGAUAACAGUGGAACAAUUACACUCGAGGAGCUAAGACAAGGACUCGCUAAACAAGGUACAAGGUUGUCAGAAUACGAAGUCCAGCAGUUAAUGGAAGCUGCCGAUGCUGAUGGUAAUGGAACAAUAGACUAUGGUGAGUUUAUCGCAGCCACAAUGCAUAUCAACAGACUUGACAGAGAAGAACAUCUCUACUCAGCCUUCCAACAUUUCGACAAAGACAACAGCGGAUAUAUCACUAUGGAAGAGCUGGAACAAGCCCUCCGGGAGUUCGGCAUGAACGAUGGCAGAGACAUUAAAGAGAUAAUUUCAGAGGUCGACGGAGACAAUGAUGGUCGGAUAAACUACGAUGAGUUUGUGGCAAUGAUGAGAAAAGGAAACCCUGAUCCUAUCCCAAAGAAGCGGCGUGACCUUUCAUUUAAAUAAAAACCAAAAUGUUAAAGUAGAGAGGAAGAGAGAAGAUAUCAAAAGAGAGCAGAACAUGAGUCGAGAAAACUCAUCUUCCUUUUAACAAUGAAAGACAAAGGCACAUCAAAAAAGAUUAAAAGCAUGCUCGGAUUACUACUAAUGAUUGAAACCGGAGGACAUCGUUAAGAGAUGAGAAGGCUCAAGAAGGGAGGGAGAAAAAAAUUCAUUAGUUGGGGAUUUGGGGAGGAGGUGUUUGAUCUAUUGUACAUUUUUUUCUGGUUUUUCUCAAUGUACUUAAAAGAUUCUUUUUUUCAAUUCUAUUGUAUGUGUUAGUGAUUACGUUCUC
Molecule: messenger RNA, 2038 nt
Organism: Raphanus sativus (radish)
Lineage: Eukaryota; Viridiplantae; Streptophyta; Magnoliopsida; Brassicales; Brassicaceae
Product: calcium-dependent protein kinase 17
Exons: 7
Coding region: 91-1710 (539 amino acids)
Biological process (GO): intracellular signal transduction; protein autophosphorylation; peptidyl-serine phosphorylation
Cellular component (GO): cytoplasm; nucleus
Molecular function (GO): calcium-dependent protein serine/threonine kinase activity; calcium ion binding; ATP binding
Source: RefSeq, a predicted model, not a curated record